This is a messenger RNA of Bolinopsis microptera, 1308 nucleotides long. RefSeq lists its product as uncharacterized. The record is from RefSeq and is a predicted model, not a curated record. The transcript has 3 exons. The coding region runs from base 4 to 1308 and encodes 434 amino acids. NCBI's taxonomy places the organism in Eukaryota, Metazoa, Ctenophora, Tentaculata, Lobata, Bolinopsidae.
GACAUGUUGCUCCUCUUAGUUGUGCUGGUUUUAGUAGCUUCCGUCCAGCCUAAUGAAGAUGAUAAAGGGUAUAAUGCCUUACACUUUGGUACUAGCAACAGUGACUAUGUGACAUUUAGGUUUGAUAUAUCCCCGUUCCGCAACUCGUUCUCUACGUGCAUGUGGAUAAAGCGUAUCUACACCUCCUCCUCCUACCCAAUGGUAGCAGACUACUAUAGCUCUGGUGGAAAUGAUCUUAUUAUAACAGCUAAUGGGGCCCAGACGUGUGUAGUACAUGAUGGUGGUCUGAGUAGCGCAUCAAGUAAGUUUGCCACACCCACCGGUAAGUGGUUUAAUCUCUGCCUGACCUGGUCUCUAUCUUCAACAACAAGUAACCUGUAUCUGGAUGGUGAACUCGUGGCAACAGACCAGACAGCAUCAGGGAAAUCACUUACCGCGGGUGGACAGUUGUGGUUUGGCAGAGCCUCUAGUACUUGGACUAAUAGUGCUAGUAGAGUAUUUGGUGGUGAGUUGUACCAGUAUAAUAUGUUUGCCGAGGUGUUGAGUGCUGCUACAAUUAGGAAGAUAGCUGAUGGUGGGUUGUGUUUUGACUUGGAUGGACUUUCUGAGACGAGAGUGUUACGGUGGGUGGACAUUAUGAAGAAGUCUAGGAGUGGGUCUGUGACGGAUACUGAUACAGGGUGUAAAAAAACAUUGAAUAAUACGCGUGAGUCACAAGCGAAUCUGAACGAAACAGAGACAGAGCUGCGGAUGAUAAAGGAGCAGUUUGAAACUCUCACUGGACAGUAUGAAACUGUUACUGGACAGUUGAACAGGACUGAGGAUAAACUUGAAACUGAAACUGGCCGAUUUAACGAGUCACAGGCUGAACUAGACACUGUCAGAGGUCGACUGGGAGCUGAAACUGCUGAGCUUAACCAAACAGUAGAGGAACUGGAAACUUGUUCUGUUAAUCUUAACAAGACAAAGUCCCAGCUAGACGGUGCCAGAAAGUUUGAGAAUAUCACUCGGUGGGAUGUGUUGUUUACAGCGCCGUAUUACAACAAGGUAUUCUCAGAUGAUCUGUACGAAGAGCUGACUACAGGCUGGGACAUGUUAAGGAAAUUGGUUGGCGUUAACAUGACUGAUGGGGUAGUCAACCACUUUCGGGAGUACCACUCGGAAUCUAUGUGCGGCGUCUUCGACCAUUUCUCAUCCUUUUUGGAAAUACUCAGCCAGUUUAUCGGAGUUGAAAUGACAAAGGGGAUUGUGGAACACUUUAGAGAAUCCUACAACGGCGCAGAAUGUGACAACAACACAAAGAGUUAA